This is a messenger RNA of Volvox carteri f. nagariensis, 1932 nucleotides long. RefSeq lists its product as uncharacterized. Gene Ontology annotation, biological process: ceramide biosynthetic process; sphingolipid catabolic process. The record is from RefSeq and is a predicted model, not a curated record. Gene Ontology annotation, cellular component: membrane; cell periphery; endoplasmic reticulum. Gene Ontology annotation, molecular function: glycerophospholipase activity. The coding region runs from base 1 to 1932 and encodes 643 amino acids. The transcript is spliced from 2 exons. Lineage: Eukaryota; Viridiplantae; Chlorophyta; Chlorophyceae; Chlamydomonadales; Volvocaceae.
AUGGCAUCGCUCAAUGACGAUGGAAAAGGCCGCGCGACGUGUUGGGCUGACCUUCUGCCCGAGCUCCGAAAGCGCAUUCUCAGCUCCCUGCCGCCCAACGAGGUGGCUUGCAACGUCCGCUUGACUAACAAGGAGGCUGCUGAGCAGUUUCGAGGUUACGUGAAAGUCCUGCUGGCAGAUGCUACGCCGCAUCACGCCUUCGCGCACCGAUGGGGCGCCCCUGGGGCCAUGAAAAGGCUGACUCUUGAGAAACGGAGUCAGCUCUGUUGCCUCACGGCGCGCAGUGGAUGUCUGGAUAACCUGCAGCUCGCGGUCAGUGCUGUGGGCUGCCCGUUAAAGGAAGAUGUCUUCUAUGCCGCAGCCGCGGCCGGCCAUCUGGAUAUCUGCAGAUGGCUGGUUUUGCAAGGAUGCCACUUCUACUGGAUCACGGCAAUUGAGCACGCCGCUAGCCGUGGCCAUUUACCAAUCGUCCAAUGGAUACUGCAGCAAAUCGACUGCGACAGCGAACAAAACUCACAAUGCUCACAAAAGCAUCUGCAGCGCCUCGUCACCACUGCCUGGGUUGCCGCAGCCAGCGCGGGCCACCUUACCUUGUGCCAGGGCCUGCUCGCAGAUGGCUUUACACCUUGCAAGGAAGCUGUGUUCGCUGCCGCUGGAUCCGGCCACGUAAGCCUCACAGCUUGGCUCUUGUUGCAGCUCUCCCCGCUUCUCCACCCGUUCAUCGCAGCCGACGAGGAGAUCCUGCUGUCGCGCGCCGCUUACGGUUUCACCUUGCCCGCCCUCAAGGUUCUCGCGACCUCCCGACCAGGAGGCCAGGAACGGAUCCUUAACUCCCCCCGGCUUCGGCUCCAGGCCCUCAUCAGCCCGACCCCUGAUUGGCGCGUGAAAUUGGAGUGGCUGGAGGCCGCGACUGCAGCCGCCGCAGGCGACUCCGUCCCCGACCUAUAUCAACACGUAAAUUGGAGCGAGCUGGUCCGCCAGCCCGACAGCAUCACCCGUGUAGAGAUGCUGCGCAAGCGCCUGUCGGUGGAUACGGAGUCCGAUGCGUUGCUCGCCGCCGCUGUCUGCGCCGCCAAGCUUCCGCUCUUGCGCUACCUUGCAGAAGCAGGCAUCCAUUUCAUUAGCGCGGAAGCUAGACAGGAAGCGGAGAAGGCGGCGGCGGCACUCGGAGAUGUGACUCUUCUGAGCGUCCUACCGACGCUGUCGUGCCGUAUCACGUACCGCACGGCCUACGUGGCAGCUGCAUGUGGCCACCUCCACGUGCUGGAGUGGCUGGAGGGACCGGGGGCAUGUCUGGGCGGCAAAGCAGCGCUUGAAACGCUUCGCGAGGUUUCGGAGAUGGUAUCGGUGGCGGCGGCGGCGGCGGGGAGCGGUAGCGUGGCGGUGUCUGAGUGGCUGUGGCAGCGGGGCCACCCCAUGACCGCGAAGGCAUUCGCGACAGCUGUGGCUGCGGGCUGUGAGGAACUCGUGGUGGCGAUGGCGGCUCGUGGAUACCCCAUGACCUGGUGUUGCCUCCGUGCCCCUGACAAGCGCGACUUAGCUUUACGGGCGUUUUUCUGGCUUUGUGGGAUGCAGAGUGCUGGGUUCGAUCCCUACCUUGUGGCUGGGGAGAACCAAGACUUUUUGAUGCUCAGCUGUUUGAGGCGACUGGGUUGUCCUUGGGACUCGAAGAGCGAGACCUUCACGCGGGCUGUGCUGGACCUGAGGUCCCCCUGCAAGUCCCGGCCCUGCAGCCUGGCAGUUCUCAAGUGGCUGUUGGCGGAGGGCUGCCCCGUGGACUGGCGCGCGGCGAAGGAGGCGGCGGCUCGACGGGAAGACGAAGAGGCGGAUAUUGUGCGGGGGUGGGUGCGGGCACAGGCGCGUGCGCGUCGCGGCGGAGUUAUGAGGAAGGUGGUCACCCUUUUGAAGGGUACUAAGCAAGAGGGCAGCUAG